AUGAAAAUUCAAAAUGAUUUAAUUGUAUCCUCAACUUCUCCAAUCUCUCAAUUCACUCCCACAAUCGAAGAUCAAAAAACGAUUUUGGAUAAUUUCGAAAAGCCUUUAUUAUCAAUACUACAAGAUGAUAUUGACUCAAACAAUCCUUUAAAUAAAGAUUCAACUCAAAAUCUGGAACCUAAUAAUAUUUUAAAUGUUAAAUCAACUACUUUGGCUGAUAUUCUAAAUUUCACUGAUAAAAAAAACCAUUUGAUAUCAAUUUCAACAAAUUCAAAAAAAAUUGAUUCAACUCUAGAUCCAAUCUUAAAUCUCGGUUUGAUUUCUGGUAAAAUAUAUCAAAUUUAUGAUUUCAAUUCUUUUGAAAAAUUGCAUUUUACUUUAAAUUUAAUAUCAAAUUAUUUGUCUUCUUCUUCAUCUUCUUCUUAUAAUAAUAAUAAUAAUAAUAAUAAUACCACUGCCACUAAUAAAAUAUCUUAUUUUUAUUACUCUUCCCCAUUUCCUGCAACCAGACUCAUCGAAUUAUAUUACUACUUGAAUGGUAUUAAACUCCCCAAUAGUAAAGAUCCAGGUAAAAUUGAUCCAGAUGAUAACAACAAGACUGAUGAAGACAACGAAGCAGAAAAAGAUUAUAAUAAAAUCUUUGAAAAUGUAAACCUAACUCAUGUCUCCAACUUUUUCGACUUGAUUAUUUUCUUUCAAGAUUUAAAUAAUCCUAAUUUAUCGGUUUCAAAUGAAAAUAAAUUAAUCAUAAUCAACGAUUUUGCUUCAAUGAUUGAUGAUUAUUUUAAUCUGGAAGCAUUUGAGAUUAAUGAUCAAAUGAUUAAUUUGGAUAAUUCUGCUGAUGAGUUUGAUGAUAUUAUAAGUAAUAUCAAUAACAAUAACAAUAACAACAUUCUUUCUCUGUCUAUUAAAAAAAAAUUAAAAAACAAUAUUAGGUCGAGUCUUUUAAAUAUUAAAAGAAAACAAAAGAUAAACAAGUUGAAAUCAAUUUAUUUUCUUUUCAAUGAAAUUGAUAUUUUUUUGAAUAAAAAUAAUAAUUCAACAGUUAUAUUUCUUGGGAAUUUAGUUGAUUUAUCUGAUAAUGAUGAAUUUAAUAUCAUUAAUAAAGAUGGUAAUAGUAAUAGUGAUAAUAUCAAUUCAAUUCAAACCAAUGACAGGUUGGUCGCUGAUUUAGAUUUGUAUAAUAUUGAUGAUUUAAAAAUUAGAGACAGGAAAAGUGAAAAAUAUACCAAAGAAUCAAGUGAUUUGAAUGCAAAACUCGGGGAUAAUGAAAACAGUGAGGAAUCUCAAUCAGAUAUUAGCGAAAGUUUUAAAAUCGAUUCUCAAUAUUGUAAGUCUGUUACUGAUUUUUCUCAACUUAAAAAUGAGUUUUCAGAAAAGGUUCAAGUAAAAGAUGAGGAUGAAAAGGGUGAGUUUUUUUUUUAUAAUUAUAGUAAUUCUUUUGAUCCAAAUGAAAUAUAUUUGGAUAUGGAUGUAAUCAAUUAUUCAAUGGGAGAAAAUGGAUAUAAUUUUGAAAUAAAACAAGAAGAUAAAAGUGAUUAUAAUGAUAAUGAUAAUGAUGAUGAUGAUUAUGAUGAUUAUAAUUAUAAUGAGAAUUCUACAGUUUACGAUUGGAAUAAAUUUAUAUUUAAAAGAAUAACUAUUUUAAAAGAUUGGUUAUUAAAACCUAGUAAGAGAAGUUUAUUGAAAGUAUUGUAUAAUGAUGAUGAUGAUAGGGUUGAUGAUUAUAAAAUCGAAAUGAUUAUGAUUAAUAUUGCAUUUAUUGAAGAUAUUUCAUUAAACAAAAAGCCAAUUAAUAAAAGCAGUUCAAAUGAAAUGGAUAAGGGAAUUUUCAAAAAAGAGCAAUUAAUUGAUAAUAAAAUUGAGUAUGAAUAUGGAAAUGAUAGUGAUAAUGAUAAUGAUAAUGAUAAUGAUAAUGAUAAUGAUUAUGAUUAUUAUGAGGAUAUUGAGGAUGUUGAAGGUAAAGUGGAGAAUAUUGUUAGGUUUUGUUUCAAUAGUUUUGGCAAAGUAUGUGAUAUUGAUGACAAAUUAGUGGUUAAUAAUAUUAAAAAGAAAUUGCGGUUGUUUGGAGUAAACGAACCACCACCACCAAAGGAAACAGUAAGUAAACCUAUUGUGUAUCAAAAGUUUGGUGACUAUGAGAGUUCUGAGGAUAGUGAUGUAGAAGAAGAAAAAAAGCUAAAUGAGAGUGAAAAUGGAGAUAGGAGUGAAGAUGAAAGAAAAGAUGAAAGAGGAGAUUCAAUUACUGAUAAUAAGAUUGAUGGUGAUAAUGUUGAGAUAUCAAACAAGUCUCGUAUGGAUAAAACCGGUAGAAGUGGAGAUCUAAAUUUGAAUAAAUUAUUGAACAAGUAUUACAGAUCAUUAAACAAUAGAUUCCUUUCUCCUUCUAUGACUACAGAUUUGAUUGAUAAAGAAGAAAAAGUUGGCCAAUAUAAUAGUAUAUAUAAAGUGGGCAGGGGAGUUAUUUCUAGCAGUAUAAGGAAUAUUAAUGACAUAGAAUUAGAAGAUAAAUUUGAAGUUUUGGAAAGUGAAGGUAAUUUCCAUUUGUACAAUGAAUUUGAGGAAGAGAAUGAAGGAAAUGAAGGGAGAUAUAAUGAAUAUGAUUCAGGGGAGCAUAAUUUAAUAAGUAGCGAAAAAGAAGUAAGUAGUUUGGAGAGUAGGAAAAAGAAAGAGAAAGAGAAAGAGAAAGAGAAAGAUUGUGGUAAGCAAGAUGGUUUGCAGAAUUUGGGUUUUUUUGAAAAGGAAACCAAUUGUGGUGCUGAAUUAAAAAUCAAUGGAGAACAAGUGGGAGGUUUCAAUGAAAAUGGGGUAUUCAAUGGUCAAACAGAUGGCAAAGAUGAUAGAGAAGAAUGCGAAAUAAUUGACAUGCCAUCGAGUCCAGUUUACUUGGAUGAAGAAGCAAAGAAGCAACACCAAAGGAGCCUGUCUUUGGUGGAAAAGGCAGUGGCGGCCCUGAAAAGACGUGGCGGCAUGCCAUCGGCAGAAGAGCUCAUCAUGGACUUCAGAAGCAAUAUAUUGGACUCAGACAUGGACGAGGAUCAGAAGAUGCUGUUGAGCAAAGAGCAGUAUUUGGAGCUACUGCAGGUGCUUUGGGAGCAGCAACACUACCCCGACGAGCAGAUUGAGCAGCUUCUCUCGGCUGUGUUUGUAUAUGAUGCUGUGGGCAAGACCAAAAAGCGCAAAAUGGCCUGCUGA
Molecule: messenger RNA, 3195 nt
Organism: Ascoidea rubescens DSM 1968
Lineage: Eukaryota; Fungi; Ascomycota; Saccharomycetes; Ascoideales; Ascoideaceae
Exons: 1
Coding region: 1-3195 (1064 amino acids)
Source: RefSeq, a predicted model, not a curated record